CUGUGAAUCACAUGACAGCUCGGGAGUCUCCUGACUCGCUUCUACCGAUUGUUUUCUCGUUCAGUUAUUAUUGCUAAAAUAAGAUGGCGGCAGAGAGGGAGCCUCCACCGAUGGGCGAAGCUGGGCAGACUGACUUCAGGGAAGUGGAAGAGGCUGAGGACCUUUUUGUCAGCACAGCUUCAACGCUGGAGUCCAGUCCCUCAUCCCCAGAGCCGGCCAACUUGCCUGCUGAAGACGUCAGCACCAACUCCAAUGGGCCUAAACCCGCAGAGAUCUUACUGGACGACGAGCCGGAGGACCUGUUUGCCGAGGCCACAGAAGAAGUGUCCCUGGACAGUCCAGAAAGGGAACCCAUCCUGUCCGAUGACCCCUCUCCCGCCAUCACCCCGGUGACCCCGACAGCGCUGAUAACGCCCAGGGUCGAGCCCAAGAUCAUCUCUGUCCCUGCCAUGUUCGAAAGGUCCAUAGAUGAGGCUGAAGAGGAAGCAGACGGAGAUACAUUUGACAUGCAGAUUGUAGUGUCUGAUCCAGAGAAAGUUGGGGAUGGGAUGAAUGCUUACAUGGCAUAUAAAGUAUCAACAAAGACAUCCCUGACCGUUUUCACCAUGAAUGAAUUCUCAGUCAAGAGAAGGUUUAGUGAUUUUCUUGGACUGCAUAGCAAGCUAGCUUCCAAGUAUAUGCAUAUAGGAUACAUAGUUCCCCCUGCACCAGAGAAAAGCAUUGUGGGAAUGACAAAGGUGAAGGUGGGGAAGGAGGACCUGUCAUCUGCAGAGUUUGUGGAGAAACGAAGAUCAGCUCUGGAAAGGUAUCUGAUGAGAACCGUUAAGCAUCCUAUUCUGUUACAAGAUCCUGAUGUCAUCCAGUUUCUGGAAAGUUCUGAGCUGCCGCGAGCGGUUAGCACGCAGGCGCUGAGUGGGGCCGGAAUAUUGAGGAUGGUAAACAAGGCUGCCGACGCUGUCAACAAAAUGACAAUCAAGAUGAAUGAAUCGGAUGUGUGGUUUGAGGAGAAACAGCAGCAGUUUGAAAACCUGGAUCAGCAACUGAGAAAACUGCAUGGCAGCGUGGAAGCGUUGGUCCUCCACCGAAAAGAGCUGUCGCUGAACACGGCGUCGUUCGCCAAGAGCGCCGCCAUGUUGGGGAACUCUGAGGACCACACGGCGCUGUCGCGGGCGCUGUCGCAGCUGGCUGAGGUGGAGGAGAAGAUGGACCAGCUCCACCAGGAGCAGGCGUACGCCGACUUCUACCUGUUCUCCGAGCUCCUCGGCGACUAUGUGCGCCUCAUCACCUCCGUAAAGGGCGUGUUCGACCAGCGGAUGAAGACGUGGUCCAAGUGGCAGGACGCUCAGGUCAUGCUGCAGAAGAAACGGGAGGCUGAGGCCAAGCUUCAGUUCGCCAACAAGCCGGACAAGCUGCAGCAGGCCAAGGACGAGAUCAAAGAGUGGGAGGGCAAGGUACAACAGGGAGAGAAGGACUUUGAGAUGAUUUCCAAAACCAUCCGCAAGGAAGUGGGAAGAUUUGAGAAGCAAAGAGUGAAGGACUUUAAAGCUGUUAUUAUUAAAUAUCUGGAGUCACUAGUGCAGACACAGCAACAGCUCAUAAAAUACUGGGAAGCAUUCUUGCCUGAAGCCAAAGCUAUCGCAUAAACGGAACACCCUUCGCAAACCAGGCCUUGCUGAUGAACAACCGCCAACCGCCAGCCCCCUCCCACCCACCCCCACCUUUUAUGUUUACGUCAGAUUCGCGCACACUUCAAAAAAAAAGAAAGAAAAAAGAUGCACGGAAAAGGAAAAUCGAGAUCGCCACCCAAAUAAACCACUACAUAUUUUCUGAAUUGCUCACUUUUCCUCCGUCCUUUUUUGUUUUGGCCCUGUGUGCCAUGAAGGAGUGGCCCGUCUCUGAUUUGAAGCCUGCAGACUGUGUUGGGGUGUUCUGAACCCUCGCUCGAAUCAGCACUACAGCUUUCGUCUUAUCACCAGUAUGAUCCUUUUUUUUCUUCUGUCACUUAACGUGCAAUGUUUGAGUCUGAAAUUUUUGUUUGAUUUUUUUAUUUUAUUCGUUUUUAAAGCUUUGUCUAAAAUAUGUUGGGUUUUUUUUGUUUUUUUUAAGUUUCAUUUAAUGUUGACUACAUUCCUGUACAGAAAACAUUUGAUUACUAUAAUACUAAUAAAGGAAUGUGCCCCAAAA
Molecule: messenger RNA, 2184 nt
Organism: Conger conger (European conger)
Lineage: Eukaryota; Metazoa; Chordata; Actinopteri; Anguilliformes; Congridae
Gene: snx2
Product: sorting nexin 2
Exons: 15
Coding region: 84-1643 (519 amino acids)
Biological process (GO): intracellular protein transport; early endosome to Golgi transport
Cellular component (GO): endosome; endosome membrane
Molecular function (GO): phosphatidylinositol binding
Source: RefSeq, a predicted model, not a curated record